AUGGUGGACCCUUUAGCACUGUUGAGUUGUUUUCCUCCUGCUUGUCCCUACAUCGCGGCUGUUACUACUUCUCAUCGAACAACAAAUGAAGCAGAGCCAGAGUUUGCAGAAGCCAUUCCAAACAUCACCAUACCCGUAGGGCGAGACAUCCAACUACCCUGUAUUGUUGACAAUCUUGGCUCUUAUAGGGCUGCUUGGAUUAAAGUGGAGACUAAAGCGAUUCUCACCAUACACCAUCACAUCAUCACUCGAAAUUAUCGAAUCUCUCUGAGCCACAGCGACAACCGCAACUUCGUCCUCCAUAUUAGAAACGUCCAAAAAAGUGAUAGAGGGGGCUAUAUGUGCCAAAUAAACACCGUGCCCAUGAAAAGUCAAAUUGGAUUUGUCGACGUUCUAGUUCCGCCGGAUAUCAUCAUGAACGAGAGCAGCACAGACAUCACUGCAAGAGAAGGGACUAACGUGUCUCUGAUAUGCAAAGCAAAAGGAUAUCCAACUCCUAGCAUAUCAUGGAGGAGGGAAGACAAUCAACCCAUUCCUCUUGGAACGUGGCACGGAAAAAAACUGCUCGCAACAAGCUUUGACGGUAACCAGCUGAACAUCACCCGAGUGAGCAGGCUGCAUAUGGGUGCUUACUUAUGCAUUGCUUCAAAUGGUGUUCCACCAUCAGUAAGCAGAAGAAUAUUGCUCCAUGUGAAUUUCCCCCCUGUGAUGUGGAUACCGAACCAAUUAGUGGGCGCACCGCUAUCCAAGGAUGUGACGCUCGACUGCCACACCGAGGCGUACCCUGCGUCCAUAAAUUACUGGGCCAAAGACGCAGGAGACAUGAUUAUAAAUGACGCCAAAUACGAGACCUCCAGCAAGGAGAAGAAUUACAAAGUACACAUGAAGCUCGCCAUCAAGAACUUGGAGGAGAGUGAUUUUGGGACGUACAAGUGCUUCGCCGAGAAUUCUUUGGGUUCCACGGAAGGUUCCAUCAGGCUUUACGAAAUCCCUCCUCCUACAAGUGAACCAACGAAAGAAACUGCAGCUAUUAGAAGACAAAGUGUAGAAGAAUAUGAGGUCUUCCCCAGACAUGAAAGCUUGGGUUCCGCAAAAAAUUCUGAUAAAGAAAUUGAGGAUAAUGAAGAUGAGCUAAACAUAAACCCUGCCACAGGUGACGCUUUAGCUAUUAAUCUUUCAAUUAUUUUAACUAAAAGAAAAGAUACCAAAAUUUAG
Messenger RNA from Uloborus diversus, 1215 nucleotides. RefSeq names its product lachesin-like. The record is from RefSeq and is a predicted model, not a curated record. Lineage: Eukaryota; Metazoa; Arthropoda; Arachnida; Araneae; Uloboridae. The transcript is spliced from 8 exons. Bases 1 to 1215 code for a protein of 404 amino acids. Gene Ontology annotation, cellular component: neuron projection.